CUCUUCUCUUUCAUUUCCUAAUGUUGCCUCAAAGAAGUGUGUCGUUAAAAGUUUUAUCCGUGUUUAUAAAAAGGUGAAAAUGGAUUACUAGUUGCCGCUGCACAAGCCGCGCACCCUCGGUGCCCCAGUACACCCGAAAAAAUUAGGAAAGUUAUGAUGGCCAAAAUGGCAUCCUUUACAAGCAAAAUGGCGUCACAAGCCACAACAAAAAACCAACAACAAACAUCUUACAACCAAUCAACAUCAUCGCCAAUCGAACCACCAACUUCAUUGUGCUUAACAUCGACAACAGUUGACCGCGAUGAUGGAGUCCUUUCAAUUCUUGGACAGCAGCCACUGGGAGGGCAAGCUGGAGCCUUCGUCUCCGAGCAGCUCCCAGGACUCCUCCUCCUUCAUUGAGGAGGAGCUCAUUCUCGAAGCCUACGAUUUCUGCAAUGAUGGUCUUUUCAACAACGCCCUCUUCGAUUUUGAACCUGAAACCAAACCGAGUCUAACAUCGGACUUGAUGAAAGAAAUGCCCAUUGUAAUAGCCAUACCAGCGGCUGAUAAAAUUGAAAAAGAUCAAUGGCUGGACCAGAAGCUAAAACAACCGCUUCCGGCUGGGACGACCGGCUACAUGCCGAUGUCCCCGUCUGCACUGGUGGCGCUCACCGUUGCCGAAAUCGGGCCCUUCUCCCAUCAGCAGCAGCCGCAGAAGGUCGUGCUGCAGAACACCGAACAGCUGCUGAUGGAAUUUGACUACGUGUACGAAAAUGUCGAACUGACCCACCUGACGCCGCCACAGACCCCACCGCAGCAGCAAGAUUGCAGCGCCGGAAAUCAACAUGGUCAGCAUGGAGUGCAAUCCCAAGGAUUCCAAUCGGCGAUAGAUUCCCAGCAACCGCAGCAGUACUACGGAGGCUAUGGAAUGAUGCUGGAACCGGUCCAAGCUAUCGCUCCGGAGUCGCUUCAACAGGUUCCGGUCACCGAGUAUCAGCUGGCGGACAGUUUCGGCUUUCAACCAGUCGACGAGGUCGAAAAUAUCGCCCGCAAUUUGGAGCUGGUCGAAGAAAUCGUACGUUCACGUUCCAAGGACCUCCCGAACUUCAACGACGAUGCUUCUUGCUCGUUCUCCGAAGCCGGUUCCGAUUCCAGUCCGAUGAGCGAUGACUCGAGCUCGUCAUACUGCGGCUCUGCCUAUUCCCGAGAUCAUGAGGACGACGAGUGGAGUCCAAGUCGUAGUUCGAACAAAAAAAUCGGCAAGGUUUCCGGCGGAGGAAUCACGAAAAAACGCUCCGCACGUCCUUACGGUCGCGGCAUUGAGGACAAAAAGUCGCGCAAGAAGGAACAAAACAAAAACGCAGCUACCCGGUACCGUCAGAAGAAAAAAGCCGAAAUCGAAGAGAUUCUCGUUGUUGAAAACGAACUGCGGGAAAAGAAUGAAGAUUUGAAAAGGAAAUCGAACGACAUUGGGCAAGAAAUUCGGUAUCUUAAAAAUCUGAUGCGUGAAAUUUGCAAAGCUAAGGGCUUGAUUCAAUGAAGUCGAAAGCUUUAAAUUUAUAUUUACACUUUUUCUUUGUUUAUUUCUACAUUUGAUUCCCAUUUGUCACGGUGGAUUAUAAUUCUAGGAUAUUAGUUCUGUAAGGUUUGCUUUUCGAUUCUUUAUUCUCACUUCCCUGUCGAGAGUUAAGGAAUCUUUUUUUUUAUUAGCUUGUAAUCGUUAUUCAUCAACACCCUUAAAGUAGAUUAAGCUAAAAUGAUUUAAGAGCGUUGACCGUCAAAGAAAGUAACAAUGUAGUGCUUUGUAGGCUUCGAAAUGAUGAUAACAGCAUUACAUCGAUCCCAUGCUCCAAGAUGUAGAACACUGACCACCAGAGUUGACAAUCCAUCCCGGUAUUUGCCAACGAGAGAUCGGUCGUGGAUUGUGGUCCCUGUGUAUGAUGUCCUUACAAGGCUGAAGCUCUGCAGCGGUAUCCAAUUCCGGCACACGAUCUCUCGGGCGAAGCUGUGCUUACCGAUUUGCAUGAAAAUCUCCUCUGAUCGAAACCAAUAUACUUAAACCAAUUUUUAACAAAACAUAAAAAACUUCUUAAUUCUUUGGAAACAGUUUUCUUAACAUUCGAUAAAGAUCUUCGAAAAAAUUCCCGCUCUCCCAUGCUAAGCACAGUUUGAUCGGACACGAUCCGAAGGGGCGAUUAGUUGCACUGUGUGGUCCGGUGAUGAUGAAUAUUUUGCUAUCUGUAACAGUUAAGAAAAUUGAGCAUCAAUCAACAACACAACAAUAUGAACCAACUAAGUUUUACUAUGAUGCAAUUACAUUGUGAAACUACCGCAGAAAGUAGGGCAGUGGGUAGGAAGACGAAAUGUCAUGUCAGAUGCGUUCCCUGCCCUUUGCAGGCUCUGAAAGUUGAACGUGUAAUUAAAGGGUUAAGAAGAAA
Messenger RNA from Uranotaenia lowii, 2417 nucleotides. RefSeq names its product activating transcription factor of chaperone (gene crc). Bases 302 to 1519 code for a protein of 405 amino acids. The transcript is spliced from 4 exons. Gene Ontology annotation, cellular component: nucleus. Gene Ontology annotation, biological process: regulation of transcription by RNA polymerase II. Lineage: Eukaryota; Metazoa; Arthropoda; Insecta; Diptera; Culicidae. The record is from RefSeq and is a predicted model, not a curated record. Gene Ontology annotation, molecular function: DNA-binding transcription activator activity, RNA polymerase II-specific; RNA polymerase II transcription regulatory region sequence-specific DNA binding.